Messenger RNA from Saccoglossus kowalevskii, 1141 nucleotides. Its product is annotated as L-seryl-tRNA(Sec) kinase-like. Gene Ontology annotation, molecular function: tRNA binding; kinase activity. The record is from RefSeq and is a predicted model, not a curated record. Lineage: Eukaryota; Metazoa; Hemichordata; Enteropneusta; Harrimaniidae.
CUGAAAAGUUAUAGAUGAAAUAGACAUUUAUAUGACUUGGGGGCUUGUAAAGAUAAAAUGACAGAUGGGAGUUCGUUGGAACAUGUAACAAGUUCACCUACAGCGGCAUGUGUCCAGUGCUUGGUUGUUUUAUGCGGCUUACCUGGUUCUGGAAAAACGGCUCUGGCGUCUGUGCUGUGUCACGGACAUCCACCGUUCAUCGCAUCGUCCAGUGUUAUACAUGUGUGUUACGAUGAUUUCAUUCCAAACAAUCUCGAUCUUACUUACAAUUCAUCAACAGUAAAUGAUAAAAACAAGCCUGCAGAACUGUCAUGGAAAACCUAUCGAUCAUCCUUAUAUAAAUGUGUGGAUGAGUUGAUACAUCAGAAUGAUUCCAAACCAGACAGGUUUUGUCAGGGGCAAAAUUCUUGCUGUCCAGACAGUUUUAAUGAAGAAUUGAAACAAAACUUUUUGGAAAAACUACACAGGACCAUGGACGUGAGAAAGGAGAUUGCUUGCAGGAAUAAUACUCACCUUUAUAUCAUAGAUGAUAAUAUGUUUUAUCGAAGUAUGCGCUAUGAAUAUUACCAGAUGGCAAGGAAUCAUGGUAUUGGUUUCUGUGAAAUAUAUUUGAACUGUCCCCUUGAUGUUGCAAAAGAAAGGAAAUCAGCAGAGAAAAGAUUCAAUUUCAUAUGAGACACUGGUUACUAUGGAAAUGAAACUUGAGCCACCAGAUGGCACAAAGUUCUCUUGGGAACAAAAUUCUAUUACCAUUAGUGCAGUGAACACAGUGGAUGAAUCUGUCCAAGAGAAAAUUUGGAAUCAUAUAAAAAGGGCAUUUUCACAUCCAGUGGCACCACUUGUAGAAGAGAAUAUAGAUGAAAAGAAUGCUUCAAGGGAAGUCAUUGCAGCCAAUGUUAUUCACCAGUCUGAUCAAAUACUUCGCAAAUGUAUUGCUGAGGAAAUGAACAAAAGAAAAGUUUCUGGAAAAUUGACGAAGUCAGCAUUAAAAGAACUUGGUACUCAGCUAUCUGUUUUGAAAAACCGUAUCCUCGAUGAUAUUCGGAAUCAGAAAAUACAACUAGACAUUGACACAACAGAUUUCAUAUCAGACCUUCAGAAUCAUGUAACAGCAAUCUUUUUGAAAAAUGUUGGCAGUUGA